AUGGCGCCACACUUGCCGGGAAUGGGGUUCGCCACUCUGCCCGUUACUCUGUCCACUGUUCCAGCGGCGGCAGCGGCCUUGCCUCUCGCUCCACCCACCGCUCCGCCCAGAGUGAGCCCGCCGCCGCUGCCGCCGCAGCUGCGGCCCCCCACCCCGGGACCGCCGGCGGGCCAACCGCCGCCACCAACCCCGGGACUGCCUGCGCCGAGAGAGGCCGCUGAAGCCGCGCCGCCCGCUCUGCUCGGGCUGGUGGCGUGCCACGCCGUGGGGGAAACUGCACCCCCCGCACUGCUCGCUGUGGGCGGGCAGCCACCUGAAGCCGACUCAUCAGCAGCAACUUCGCUCUGUGAUCUGCCGCCGGCAACGGCAGACAGCCCUGUGCUCGACAACACAUCCAGCCUGUUUGUUUCAGAACCUGCAUCCAGCCCACCACUCCCUCCGCUUUUCCCAGAGUGCCCCGAGCUCUGUCCCACUGAGGCAGAGGCAGAGGCAGCAGGAGGGAACACCGGCUUGGUCCGCAGCAGCGCCACUGCUGCUGGUACAGUGGCUGGGGAUGGGGGUGGGGCCGCGAUUCAGUCCAUUGUAUCCCGCGGCAGGGCAAACACACUGGGAGCGAAGAGCAGCCCCUUGUACUGA
Molecule: messenger RNA, 636 nt
Organism: Vidua chalybeata
Lineage: Eukaryota; Metazoa; Chordata; Aves; Passeriformes; Viduidae
Exons: 1
Coding region: 1-636 (211 amino acids)
Source: RefSeq, a predicted model, not a curated record